Botrytis porri is the source of this 1544-nucleotide messenger RNA. RefSeq lists its product as uncharacterized. NCBI's taxonomy places the organism in Eukaryota, Fungi, Ascomycota, Leotiomycetes, Helotiales, Sclerotiniaceae. The coding region runs from base 218 to 1507 and encodes 429 amino acids. The transcript is spliced from 4 exons. The record is from RefSeq and is a predicted model, not a curated record.
GUUCAUCAUGAAGUUGACAUGUCACGUCAAAACAUUGUUUCGCCAUGAGACGCAGGAACCCAUUUCGCUACCGACAUGAUAAGAUCACCAACAUCACUCUUCACAUACCCAUUCAUCUGGUAAACUGAGUGCUAAUGAACAUAUAAACCGUUCUGCUUCCUUCAUUGUUUCAUAACUUUCGUCCUGUUCAGUAAGUCAAUAAAUCAACUGCACAGCGAUGUUUUUUUCACGCUUUUUGGCUGGUGCUAUUCUGACUUCAUCGGUAAUAUCCGCUCAGAAUGUCUCCUACUGUACGGGUGAUGUAUGCUUUGCCGUCAAUAUACCAGCCUCGACUGCUUCGAAUGGCUCAGGAGACAUAUAUAUACAGAUGAGUGGACCAGAUACAAUGUCUUGGAUAGGUAUUGGACAAGGAUCCGCUAUGAGAGGUGCCAAUAUUUUUGUAAUGUACGCCGAUUCGACUGGGAACAAUGUCACACUCAGUCCUAGGCUUGGUGUUGGGAAUGUAGAGCCAAAUUCCGACACUUCUGCUCAAGUCACUUUACUGGAUGGUUCUGGUAUAAUAAAUGGCCAAAUGAUAGCCAAAUUUCGAUGUUCAAAUUGUGAUAGCUGGAGCGGCGGAUCUAUGAGCUUCACUGAUUCUUCCUCGGCAUGGAUUUGGGCCCAUAAGACCGGCGCUGCAUUAUCGUCCAUCAGUGUUGAUGCAGAUAUCGAUUUUCAUGACGCAAAUGGAGUAGCCACUUUGAAUUUACAGACAGCCAUCGGCGGAGAAAGCACAAACCCAUUCUUGACUGUUGGAUUUGUUCCCACGCCCAGCCAAACAUCCUCUGGCGCUAGUGGUGCUGCGACUGGGUCAUCCAAAAUAUCGAGAGUGACCAUCGCGCAUGGCGUUUUGGCUUCCCUUGCCUACGUUAUUCUCUUCCCUUCAGGUGCAAUCGCAAUUAGGAUUUUUAGUUUCCGCAAUUUAUUAUGGCUCCAUGCCGGUUGGAUGAUUGGCUCUUAUAUAAUUGUACUUGCGUCACUUGGAAUGGGGGUAUGGAUAGCAUACAUGUGUGAUGUCCUCGAUAGCACCCACUCAAUUAUCGGCCUUGUUGUGGCCGGAUGCUUACUUCUUCAGCCUAUCACUGGAUUCCUACACCACAUGUUGUAUAAGCGUCGUGGUGGUCCCAAUGUUGCAACUUACCCCCAUGUUUGGUGGGGUCGCGUAGUUAUUACUCUUGGGAUCAUCAACGGUGGCUUGGGUCUGAGGUUAGCUGACAAUAGUAAGAAGGGUGAGAUCGCAUACGGCCUGAUCGCGGGUUUUAUAUGGGUUUUGUGGGUAGCAGUCAUACUUUUUGCAACUGUGAAAAUCGGAGGACGACGGGGCAGUGGUAUGGAUGGAUCUGGAGCCUCGGUAAUCAGGGAGAAGUCAAGUACGGAAGGAUCCUACUUCCACAACAACUCCUCGCCUCCUCAAUCUAUGCAAGGAGCACAUGAUCCUGCUAGAUUACCUACAUCUCAUCGUAUUUAGACCUCAUGGCGUUUUUCAAUACGUCAAGCUGUGUUGG